Nannospalax galili (Upper Galilee mountains blind mole rat) is the source of this 942-nucleotide messenger RNA. Its product is annotated as olfactory receptor 8H1-like. Gene Ontology annotation, biological process: G protein-coupled receptor signaling pathway; sensory perception of smell. Lineage: Eukaryota; Metazoa; Chordata; Mammalia; Rodentia; Spalacidae. The coding region runs from base 1 to 942 and encodes 313 amino acids. The record is from RefSeq and is a predicted model, not a curated record. The transcript has a single exon. Gene Ontology annotation, molecular function: G protein-coupled receptor activity; olfactory receptor activity; odorant binding. Gene Ontology annotation, cellular component: membrane.
AUGAACACCUGGAAUUACACAAACAAGCCUGAUUUCAUCCUGAUGGGACUGACAGAGUCCAAGGAGGUCCAGCUGGUCCUCUCUGUGCUGUUUCUCCUGAUAUACCUGGUUACGGUGCUGGGGAACACAGGGAUGAUUCUCAUCAUUCAUCUAGAUGCCCAGCUUCACACCCCGAUGUAUUUCUUUCUCACCCACCUGUCAUUCCUGGACCUCAGUUACUCAACUGUCAUCACACCUAAAACCUUAGAGACCCUGCUGACGUCCAAGAAGAACGUUUCUUUCAUGGGCUGCUUCACCCAGCUGUACUUUUUUAUUCUUUUGGCAGCUACUGAAUGCUUUAUUCUCGCAUCAAUGGCCUAUGACCGCUACGUAGCUAUCUGCAACCCUCUACAUUAUCCAGUUAUUAUGUCCACAAGACUCUGCCAUGGUCUGCUUACUGCGUCCUAUGUAAUUGGAACUAUGGAUUCUUCUGUCACUGUGUUUAGCAUGGUAUCAAUGAAUUUCUGCAAAUCCAAUGCCAUCCAUCAUUUUUACUGUGACACAUCUCCACUCCUAUUUCUCUCCUGCACUGAUACACAUGGCAUUGAAAUCAUUAUAUUUAUCUUUGCGGGUUCUACAAUUCUGCUGUCCCUUAUCCUGGUUUCUGUAUCAUAUGUGCACAUUCUGUCUACUAUUUUGAAAAUCACUUCCACUUCAGGAAAGCAAAAAGCCUUCUCCACGUGUGCCUCUCAUCUCCUGGGGGUCACUGUGUUUUACAGCACUCUGAUCUUUACUUAUUUGAAACCAAGUAAGUCCUAUUCUUUGGGAAAGGACCAAGUGGCUUCUGUGUUUUACACUAUUGUGAUCCCCAUGCUGAACCCACUCAUUUAUAGUCUCAGGAACAGAGAGGUGAAAAGUGCUGUCAUCAGAGUCAUGCAGAAGAGAGAGGGAUUCAGCAGUUAG